UUCCCAUCAACACAGAGACGAAUUUCCUUGAGUUCGCGACUUCCCUUAAACAAGGAUCACGAGUGAACAUCUGCAACAGAAGCAUCGAGGACGAUUUAAGAUCUGUUCUCAGAAAUGCGUUUUGCGCCGCUACUCCUGAGCGCGCUGCUCAGUCUGUGCGAUGGAGACGUCGGGGAUUUCACGCCGUGCUCGAACUUCUUCUACCGUGCCCGACCACCCACAGGUAUCGCGGGGACUCCGAUCUGUCAGCGCUACAGUAACCGCUACCACUUCGCCACGCUGUACAGCCGGGAGCGCCGCACGCCCUGGUUCUCCGGGUACGUGUUUUCCCCUCCGCACGGAAAGCGCCCCAGAGGAGAGUGGAAGUACGAGCCACAGCUAGCCAACUCCAAGGCUGGCGGCAACAUGGUCCCGUUCCCGACUCCACCUGCGAAAGUGGACCAGAACGUAGUGGACAGCCAGGCUGUCCAGAAGGACUACACCAACUCCAGCUACACACGUGGCCACCUAAACCCGAGCCAGCACCACAAUGGUACAGAUGUGCGUCGUGCCACCUUCACCCUCACUAACGUAGUGCCACAGAAGUCUGCAUCCAAUGACGGUCCCUGGGCCAAACUUGAGAAUCGCGUGAGCAAGAUCCUCUCUGAAUACUGCCUGGGAGAGGCGUACAUAGUGACUGGUGUGAUUCCAUAUGAAAACGACCACUGGCUGAAGGAUGAGGGCAGAGUGGCCAUCCCUGAGUAUAUGUGGUCAGCCUACUGCUGCCAGAACUACAGCCAAGAUCUUCCAAAGGGCCUGAAUGACAUCUUCCCAACGUUUGGAGCCAUUGGCAGGAACGAUCCAAACAGUACUCAGGAGAUUGUGCCAGUGGACCUGCACAAAAAGAAAGAAGAGCAGGGAUAUGAUGUUCGGUCAAUGUCGCUACCAAUUCUGGAGGGGUACUUGAAGCAGAAAUACAGGAUGUCGAUCAGUGUUUUUGAUCAGCAGUGCUCAAGGGCAUAACCUUCAGUCACAGCCAAAAAUCCUUGUGCAGAUCUUUAACCCUUACGUUCUGUUCUGUCUCAUAAGAGCUCAUUUGAGCGAACUAUUUUGUACAUUUACUCAUAUGGAACGCCAUUCAGUGUGAAUAUUAAGUACAUCAGUACUUACUUAAUUCAUUCAAUCAUUAUCAUCACAACAUCUCGUAAUUCCAUGAAAAAAAAUCUUUUUCACAUGACAAAGUGUUUGAGGAUUUUUUUAAGGAUAAAAUUAUAAAUGAAAUUAAAGUGAGGUGUAGCAGAUGAGUGCUCGGUCAGCUUAUCCUUCAAACUGUGGCCACGGGUUCUCUACAGUAGUGUGCAUCGAACGAACCGAAACGUGACCAUCACCAUAAAUAAUGUUUGUGUUGAUAAUUGCUAAUUACUAAAGUAAAGACAUGGACUGGGUCAGGACAUAAGUGUUAAAGAUAACAACUGUACACACAAAUGUAUACACAAGGUACUGUUUUACUAAAAAUUAUUUCACAGUUAAUUAGUUCUUUUGAAAAUUAUCGCUCUAAAGUUCGGUUAUUUUUGACAUCAGUUGAUGAUCUGGAUUAAGAAUGAUCAUCAAAUUAAUAAUUUUAUCAUUUUUAACUAAAAAAAAUCAGUAAUAUUAUUAAUAUUUUGUCUAUAUUUGUUUAUGUUGAAAAGUUCUAAAUAAUGUACAUAAUAUAUUUAACUUUUUAUGAGGUCCCACGGUGGUAUUGUAUCUAUAAUUGUGUAGAAUUUUAAGCACUGGAUUAACUGGUCUAUUCAUUUGCAACUUGCAGCACAGAAGUAGAAUUUUUUUUUUUAAACAAAUAAAAAAUAAAUUAUUAUAAAAAUGAGUCUAGGUUUAAAUUCUACCAAUAGAUGUCAGCAUUUGGUUAAAAAAAAUAAAUAUAUAUAUAUAUAUAUAUAUAUAUAUAUAUAUAGAGAGAGAGAGAGAGAGAGAGAGAGAGAGAGAGAGAGAGAGAGAGAGAGAGAGAGAGAGACUUUUUCUCAAUGCCAAAGGAAUCUUGCCAGGUUUUUUUUUUUUUUUUGUGGAUACCGUAGCAAAAACUAAUUUUAAAAAGUAUUUAAGUUAUAUGAUAGUUUUAAGCUGUGAAUUCCUCUUUUAGUUUUUCUUUUGUUGUUUUUCAACAUGCUAAUCAGCACUUUCCACCAAAGCAAUUGAGGACUAUUUUUGCAGAAAUGGUCUUCAUUACUUCAGUACAGUUUUAGAAACUUUAGAAUCAAUGCAGCUGAAGAUUGAAGCUGUUCAGGUGGCAUGUGGUGGCACAAACACCCUAAUAAGGCACAAUGCUGUUGUUUUUUUCCCCUUUUGUCACCAACUGUACCUUAUACCUCAGGAUAAACUUUCUUAUACCUCAGACUAAUGUCUUACUUUUUUACUUUUUGUCACUUUAUGCAUGAAUGUUUGCAUUGUAAUCACACCCACUUUAAAAUUUAAAAAUGUAAUCAUCUAAUAAAAAUAUUAAAUCAUCUGGA
Molecule: messenger RNA, 2489 nt
Organism: Ictalurus punctatus (channel catfish)
Lineage: Eukaryota; Metazoa; Chordata; Actinopteri; Siluriformes; Ictaluridae
Product: endonuclease domain-containing 1 protein
Exons: 2
Coding region: 115-1002 (295 amino acids)
Molecular function (GO): nucleic acid binding; metal ion binding; hydrolase activity
Source: RefSeq, a predicted model, not a curated record